Messenger RNA from Eurytemora carolleeae, 4089 nucleotides. RefSeq lists its product as uncharacterized. Bases 89 to 2467 code for a protein of 792 amino acids. The transcript is spliced from 4 exons. The record is from RefSeq and is a predicted model, not a curated record. Lineage: Eukaryota; Metazoa; Arthropoda; Copepoda; Calanoida; Temoridae.
UAUUUUGUCUUUUUCAGAUAACAUGGCGUUGGCUGGGUGGAUCGACGAAUAUAAAGUAUUAUAACUAGUAGGCAAAUCUGUGAUUAAGAUGGAGGAUAAAUAUUCCUUUUGUAGUGAUAAAUUCCUUAGAUUUAGGAAACCACCGGAUAAGUACUCAGAUUUUUUUCGUUCAAAACAUCAUUCUGAACCGAGUAUUAGCAACAAAAUACGGCAUGAAAAUCCCUUUGAUCUCGAAAUAUCUUCUUCCGAUCCAAACCUUAAUCCUGCUGAAACCGAACUCAUGAAUUUUAUCCUAGCUUCAGAUUUUCUCCUUUUAGAAUUAGGAAAAGGAAGCAAGGAUAGUUUGAACAGAACAAUCCAGUAUUUAGACAGACUUAAGUUAAACAGUUUCACUUAUUCUAACAAUGGUAAAACUUAUUUGUUUGGGUUUAAAGAUUUUAAAAACAACAAGUGUAAAAGUGAUAUUGAGAAAAAGGAAAAAUUAAUUUUAUAUUUUCAAACUGUUCUUGAUGAGCUAAAGAAGGAGGAAGUGACAAUAAUCUCGGAUGAAGACAAGGUUCAGGAUGAACUUGAUGUAUCAAUGGACGAUGGAAAAAAUGUUCAGGAGGACGGGGACAACUUUCCACUUUUAGAAUGGGAGUUGAGAAAUCUUAAAAGCUUGAAAACUGAGGUCGGAUCCGAGGUUCGCACUGAGGAGCAUGGAGUAACAUUUAACGAGGAGACAAGGAACCAAGAUCUGUACCAUGAGAAUGGAGAAACAUUGGAGGUUUUUCAAACCAUACUUAAUGAUUCUGUUAGAACUGCAGAACCAUUCAUCCCUAUUGAAGAAGAUAAAGACGAAAGCUUUCAUGAGGAAGUGAAACAGAAGAAAUUACAAUCUCAAAGGAGAAUUUCAAAAACCAAAGAAACUACAACGCCAAACCUUGAGAUUAGGAAAGUGAAAAAACGAGCGCGGAGGGGUAGUUGUGGAACUAAAAAGAAUAAAAUCUGUAAUCCUGUCUAUUCUAAACCUGAGGUUGUUAAUGAACCUGACGAUAAACCUAAACGUAGUUCAAGGCGUUCUUUACCUGAGGUAAAGUACAGGGAGCUGGAUUCAGACGAUGAUUUUGAUACCAGGGAGAAAGUGAAACCAAACAAGAUGAGAAAAGUUUCAACUGAAAAUAUUUGCAAAAGUACAAAGUUGGGCGAAGGAAGUUGUGAAGAGGAAAGUAUAGUUGGAGAUGAGGUUGAGGUUGAUGAUUUGCUGGACGGGAGUGACGAGGAGAUGGAGAAUAUCCCUAGGUUUCCUCUUAAUAAAAUCCUCUGGGAGUUCAGGCACCCAAAAAACAGGUCAGGGAAGGAGAAGAUUAGGAUUGAAGAUCUCAAAGAUAGAUCUGUUGUGUGUUCUCUUUGUUGUGUUUAUCAGUUGAACCUGAGAAACCCUAGAACUAUAUUAGUCUGCAAUGUUGAAGGUAGGAAAGGAAUCCUGGGUUCUCCAUACAAAGCUCUAACCAGUAACGUUCAUCCACUGAACCCGGAUAUUGACGCUCAAAUCCUGGAUCAUUACUCAUCAAAUCCCAACUAUGCAUCUCUAUCUAAUGCUUAUGAAGAGGUGAAGAAAUAUAUUAACCUUAAAGAACAAGUGUUUGAUCUAUCCUUUAAUAUCAAACCUGCCUUGGACUACUUUAGACUAAGUCGUGAAGAGCGCGAGGGUUAUAAACAAGAUAUUUUAGUUAUGGCAGAAUACUCGAGAUUAAGUUUACCUUGUACACCGAAAUCAGUAAAACCCAUUAAACCGAAAAAGAAACUUUUAAUAAAAAGAGUUGAAUCUCGGAAGGAAAAGGAUCAUUAUCUCAGCCCUGAGAUGCUAGAGCUCCUAACUGGACUCGGAGAAAACUGGGCUUUGGACUGGAUAUUAUCAGACUCGGAAAGAUUAAAGAAAAUUGCAACAAUGGAGAUUCCGUCUAAACGACACGAACUGUUUUUUGUUCCUAAACAAAGAUAUUCGACUGGUGGAUUGAAUCUAACUGAACUAAUCGAUCUCUCCAACCCGUUGUUUAGUGAUAUGUUCCGGGAAGAGAAAGCCGAAAUCGAUCUUAAAAUUCAAGAGUUACUCCGAGUAGAGGUGCUAAACCCUGUGAUGCAGGAUCCGUCCUGUGAUCCUAGACUCAAGGAGAGCAGUCAACCAUCGAAGGAUCAAUGCAAGUUGUAUAUAGAGUUGGUUUUAAUCCCCGAAACUUUUGUAGAAUGGAUCAGAAACUUUAGAAAAGUUGAUCAUCAGGUAGUUUUUUACUUUUUCUCCAGGUUUUAUUCUCAUGGUUCUAUACUCGUGGUUCUAUACUCGUGGUUCUAUACUCGUGGUUCUACACUCAUGGUACUAUACUCAUGGUUCUAUACUCGUGGUUCUAUACUCGUGGUUCUAUACUCGUGGUUGUAUACUCGUGGUUCUAUACUGAAAGGUUUAACUAUUGUUAUAUUAGAAUUUUGACAUGGUUUCUGCAGGGUCUUAUUUAAUGUUCUGUACGUACAGUGUAGCCUCAUUAUGCGGUGUUCCAAAUAAUCAGGUCCUACUCAGGGAUUCUACUCAUUCUCUCUUUUCUCAGGAUUCUACUCAGGGUUCCCUAUAUACUCAGGAUCCUACUCAUUCUCUCUUUUCUUAGGAUUCUACUCAGGGUUCUCUAUACUCAUGAUUCUACUCAGGGUUCUCUCUAUACUCAAGAUUCUUCUCAGGGUUCUCUCUUUACUCAGGAGUCUACUCAGGGUUCUCUCUAUACUCUGGAUUCUUCUCAGGGUUCUCUCUAUACUCAAGAUUCUUCUUAGGGUUCUCUCUAUACUCAGGAGUCUACUCAGAGUUCUCUCUGUACUCAAGAUUCUACUCAGGGUUCUCUAUAUACUCAGGAUUCUACUCAGGGUUCUCUCUAUACUCAGGAUUCUACUCAGGGUUCUCUAUAUACUCAGGAUUCUACUCAGGGGGUUUUCUCUAUACUUAGGAUUCUACUAAAGAUUCUUUAUACUCAGGAUUUUACUCAGGGUUCUCUCAAUACUCAGGAUUCUACUUAGGGUUCUCUCAAUUCUCAGGGUUUUACUCAGUAUUCUCUAUAUACUCAAGAUUCUACUCAGGGUUCUCUCUAUACUCAGGAUUCUACUCAGGGUUCUCUCUAUACUCAGGAUUCUACUCAAGGUUUUUAUAUACUCAGGAUUCUACUCAGGGUUCUCUCCAUACUCAGGUUUCAACUCAGGGUUCUCUAUAUACUCAGGAUACUACUCAGGGUUCUCUAUAUACUCAGGAUUCUACUAAGGGUUCUCUAUAUACUCAGGGUUCUCUAUAUACUCAGGGUUCUCUAUAUACUCAGGGUUCUCUAUAUACUCAGGAUUUUACUCAUGGUUCUCUCUAUACUGAGGAUUCUACUCAAGAUUCAGGCUUCUGUCUAAACUCAGAGUUCUCUCUAUACUCAGGGUUCUGCUCAAAGUUCUAAACUCAGGGUUCUACUGCGCAUUUAAAUCAGGGCAUUAAAUUCUAAUUACCAUUCUUGACUCUUUUAUCUCUUGAGUUUGUUUAGGAAGCUGAGAGGUUAUUUAAUUCUGUUGGGAAGUUUCUUAGUGAUGAAAUGCUUGAACGUUACUCCGUAUAGUUGGAAGAAGAAAAGAAGAGACGGAGAGGACAGAAAGAGAAUAGGAAGAAGAAGAACAAUUAAAGACACUACAUUUUACUUGACGUGGUUCUUUUCAUUCUUCAUAUCGGGGCUCAGGAUCCGCUUAUGCAACAUGUGAUGAAAUAUCAACCAAGACAUACUUAGGCUCUGCUCCAUAAUAAUAUGAAUGCCAAGGGGCACUGGACCCAUGUAUAAAGCGUCCAGUGCCCCUUUUAACAAAGGCACUUUUUCGGACGUUGGAAAAAACAAACUAAUGCAAUUUGUAUAGGUGGAUCUGUUUCAACCAGGCAUGAUGUAUUUUUACUCAUCUGGAAGCAAUCGAAAAUUUGAUAAGAAUUGAGUUUCCAGGUGUUUCAUGGCAAAGCACUGGCUCAUUUGGAACUUAAUUUUUAUAAAAUUAUUUGUAUAUCAUAGUUUUUUUAUUUUUUUUUUAUUUAUAUUUUAUAUUUUGAAUUUU